AACAGCAAUUGGGCGGCGGUAGAAGUGUGUGUGUGCGUGCGCGUGUGUGUGCGUGCGCGCGUGUGCGUGUGUGUGUGUGUUUGCGCUCUGGGGACAGUGUCGGAGAGGCAGGGUGGAGGUGUAUGUCACAUUUGGGAGUAGACAUGCAGAGGUACAGCUCUGGGGGCUCAGUCACCACUACCACGGACGAGGAUCUGCCCAGCCAGAGAAGGAUACAGCGCCUGAGGCUGACCUUACAUGCAGACCAACCCUCUACUGGACAAGAUGAACCCCAGAAUGUCACCGGAAAAGAGAAGCAGGAGGCGAUGGCAGCCAAUGGGACGAAGAGGAGAAGAAAUGGCUACGUGGAACCACGAGAGCAGCAGGCCCCCAGCGUGACCAAUGGCGUGAGGGAGAGCUCACCCCAGCGAGGGGGCAAGGUGUAUGGCGUGGUGCACAGGAAGGGCAUGGACAGCCAGCAGGAGGAAGUGACGGCUUGUGAGUGGUCUGUCAAUCACCUGAGGGACCAAAUGAACUACAUCCGAGAGGUCAGAGACUCGCUGGAGAAGGUGAGGGAGCGAAUGUAUGGCCAGUUUGGGGGGAUGCAGCAGUCCAUGCACAGACUCUCUCAGGACAUUCGGACUACCAAUGCCCAGAGACAGAGCCUGGAGAGGGAGGUGAAGACACGGACUGCAGCCAUGGACAGCUUCGAGCAGAUGAAUAGCUCCCUCAUAUCCGCCAACAUUGACCUGCAGAAAUCCUUGCUGGAGAACUGUACAGACCGGGCUGAAGCCAGAGAAAAGAUUAAGAGUUUGUGCAGCUCCUGUCAGCUGGCGGAGGAGAAGCUGAGGGAGAGGGACAAGGAGCUGGCUGCAGCCCUCGCAGAGAACCGAGCCCUCCGACUGCAGGUGGAGGCCUCCCAGGAAGCUACAUCCGAGGCAGUGGAGGAGAUGUCUCGGAAACUACAGAGGCAGCAUGAAGAACAGCUUCAGAGUGAGCAGAGGAAGCACAGAGAGGAGGUUGAAGCACUGCGGGCACAGAUAGAUGAGUACGUGAGCCGGCUGGAGGAGGCGGAGAAGAAUGCCAGGGUCGCGGAGGCAAAGAUCGCCGAGCGAGAUCAGAGGAUUGGUGAACUGGAGCGUCUCCUGGACUGCAUGAGACAGGAAAUGGCUCAGCUGCAGCUGAAACUGCGGGACUGUGAGAGACGCCUGCAGAAGUCCGAAAAGACUGACCAGGUGGAUGGAAACACAGCCAAGAGGACCCAGCAGCUGGAGGGGGAGGCCCUGGAGUUGCGGGAGAGAAUCAAACACCUGAACGACAUGGUGUUCUGCCAGCAGAGGAAGGUGAAGGGCAUGAUAGAGGAGGUUGAAACAUUACGGACAAAACUGGUACAGAAGGAUUUGUUCAUUACGGACCUAUUGGAUAAAAUCGCCCUGGUUGAAUGUGAGAAUAAAGAGUUAGACGACAAGCUGAAGUAUUUUGUGUCUAUUCAGAAUGACAGUGUAGUCCAAGCCGCAGUGCAAACGAGAGACAUUGGAGUGGGCUGUGACCUUCUUCCCAGGCCUGAACCGCAUGCAGGAGACGAAGCCCAGGCAAGGCCGCUGCCACGCAGUCGAUUGGAAUCCAGUUUAUUGAAUUACUCUCCAGUGCAGUACAGCAAGUGGCUACAAUCCAACAGCACUCAGCUCAGUAAAAGCACAUCAAGCCCAACACAAUCCAACCCUUCCUCUGUAAAUCCGGUCCAGUCCAGCUCAGCCCAGACCAGCACAGAGGAGUCAGUUUCCAUACAGACAUCCUCACCCCCCUCGAGUCCUGAACGCUCCACUCCAGCUGUGUCCAGUACACAAACAAGAACCCCUCCGUCGAGAAUAUCCACGCCUUACAUGAAACUCAUGGAAAUGAGUUCAAAAAGGAGCAAUGAAUGAGAUGCGGAAAUUUCCUGUGUUGUAGUAAUCACCAGUUUGCACUUUCGAUGGUUCGCUGGUUGUAUGUGAAAUCCUGUAAUAAUGGUCCUUAAUGGAAUCUCUGGUAUUAUUCUCAAGCUUCACACUUUGUUAUUUUGUAAAUAAAUUAUGAUGUGAAUACUUAAAAGCCUUAUUUAGGUUACCUCACAGAGCGUAGAGGUGCAAUGUUAAGGAGAUCCUUCUGUAUACAUGUAAAUAGUUUGUUAUAAAUCUGUAUAUAUGUAUUUUUAAAUUGUAUUUUUGAUGCUUUACACUUUGGUUUUGUUUAAAAAGAAUGAACUGAUUAGGUUUUAUUAUAUGGAGUUUGAACUUAUAACAGUAAAAAAUAAAAAAAGAAUAUGCUGUAUUUGUAAUGCAAUAUGUUUAUGAUGGAUUAUUUCCAAAUAUGUUACUUUAUUUACUGCUCAAAAUACUUUCACAAAAUAUUGUGGGUUUUUGAUAUAUUAUACCAUUUUGAUUAACAUACUGACAAUCCCCUGCUAAAUCAUGAUAAUACUCUAUCAUAAUUCCUUUUGAGUUGAGAAGUAAAUAAUCAUUUUUGUUCAAGAAAAAGCUUGUCUACACUGCCAGAUCUGUAAACAUGAAAGCACUGCAUAAGGCCUGUUUUUUGCGUACAUGUAAAUGGGGUUCUAACCAGUACAUGCUAUGUGUAAUAAAGUUAAAACAGAUCCAGUAA
Molecule: messenger RNA, 2619 nt
Organism: Conger conger (European conger)
Lineage: Eukaryota; Metazoa; Chordata; Actinopteri; Anguilliformes; Congridae
Product: myocardial zonula adherens protein-like
Exons: 14
Coding region: 123-1904 (593 amino acids)
Biological process (GO): intracellular signal transduction
Cellular component (GO): intracellular anatomical structure
Source: RefSeq, a predicted model, not a curated record